Apis dorsata (giant honeybee) is the source of this 2375-nucleotide messenger RNA. RefSeq names its product protein rhomboid (gene rho-6). Gene Ontology annotation, cellular component: membrane. NCBI's taxonomy places the organism in Eukaryota, Metazoa, Arthropoda, Insecta, Hymenoptera, Apidae. The record is from RefSeq and is a predicted model, not a curated record. Gene Ontology annotation, molecular function: serine-type endopeptidase activity. Bases 753 to 1655 code for a protein of 300 amino acids. The transcript is spliced from 7 exons.
AUCUAUCCAAUAAAUUGAAAUAAAGAAGAAGAUAUUAAUAUGGGAAAUGUAAUCAUCAAACGAUAUAUCAACCAAAUCCAUCAAAGAAUUACAACCAUAAAUCCCUCGAAUCGAUAUUUCCUUCAAGGAUGGAAAAUCAUAUUACAAAAAGAAGAAAAAAAAAAAUAAAAUCAGCGGUGGCAGCGUUUCUUCACGGGUGAUCGAACGUAUCGAUAGUCAUCGAGCAAUUCCUCGCUACCAAACUGAAAGAAGAUUAUUAAUCACCGGAAAUUACGCUCCGCUGAUUUACCAGCGAAAAAUGGGGGAUGAAAGUUGCUUCGAAUCGGGAACAAACGGAGGUUGAGAAGGGAAGAGGAGGAAGAAAAAAAGUGAGUUGAGGAAGAGAAAAAGAGAAGAGGGAAAGAAAACGGCGGAAAUGGAAGGAAGAAAGGCACCGGGUGUAUACACAGAAGGACUCGCGAAGAAGUCUAUAGAAAGCUGGAAUAGAGGAAAAACACGAGGUGCUCUCACUUGCUCCAAUUGAUUCGCCAAUAAUUCCAUCCUUCUUCAACCCUUUUCAGCCGAUAAAAGAAUCCUCGAGAAGGGCCAUGAGCCCGUGGAGACUGGACGACAAAAUCUGAUUGGAUUAUUUGCUUACAGAGGCCCCUUCGGAAGCCUCUGUACAGUAGUCCAUGCGUAUUACGAAGCUUAAUAAAAUUAGAAAAUUCCUUACGGAGCUACAUUUCGGAACAGCAUAAUAAUUACAGGCCAUCAUGGACGUUGAGGCAGCGCUGCUGGAGAACUCUCCAACACUGUCGACGAUCUCGUCGGAUUGCACCGACACCACGUAUUCGGGCCCGGGCUCGCCCUAUUCCCCGGAAUCGCCCAUCGUCACCUCGUCGUCCUACAAGAAAACAAAGGAUGACGAGGUCACGCCUAGACCGACACCCAGGCAUCCACUACCGCCCAGGAAGCCCAACUUCCGGAUACGACCGCCCUAUCUCAUGAUUUGCAUCAGCAUCAUAGAGAUAGCCGUACACUGUCUGGGAGACGAAGCGACGCUGCGCAGGUGGUUGGUCUACGACCCCCGUCAGAGGGUGCAAGGAUGGAGGUUCGCCUCGUACAUGCUGCUGCACUCGAACGCGCUUCACCUUGCGUUGAACGUGGUCAUCCAGCUGGUGCUGGCCACCCCUCUCGAGGUGGAACAGGGUCGAAUAGGAGUGGCAACCAUCUAUUUAGGAGGUGGCGUUUGCGGAGCACUCGGGGCAUCUCUUCUUCAGCCAAGCCUCUUCUUGGUUGGUGCUUCGGCAGGUGUAUAUGCCUUACUUACCAGCCAUCUUGCACACCUUUAUUUGUGUCACGGAGAGCUCCGUUAUGCCGGCUGGCGGCUAGGCGCGGUACUACUCUUAGCCAGUGCGGACGUUGCUUCACUGCCAAUCCCAGCCCUUCUAGGUUGCGGUCGAGUCGGUUGGGCCGCGCACGUAGCUGGUGCACUGGCAGGACCUCUCUUGGGGCUGGCUGUGUUCCCAAACCAGAGCAAAAAGGACGCAAGGGGACGAAGAUUCGUCAGAUUCGUUCGCCUCUUAUCCGCCAUCAGCGUGAUGCUUCUCGUCGUAGGCGCCAUCUUGGGCAACAUCUACCUGAUCGCUCUUCCACAACUGAGGAAACCAUCCUGACAGAGGAUCGAGCUGCUCGUCAAGCUCUGCAGACGAUCCUUCCUUAUCGUCAAGAUCAGGGAAGCCGCCGAGAGCGUUUUCGAGUAGGUCCUUGCCAAUCUUAUCUCUUUGGAAUGGGAAUAUUUGCCACGUUAUUUGGACCCAGGGAGAAAAUUGGAAUCGUGUGAAAUUGUGAGAAAGAUUCGAGGAUGAAAUCUGAGAUGUGGAUCUUCGAAUCUUGAAGAUUGGAAAUAUUGUGGAUUAUUAAUAAAUAAGGAAAUUUUUUACAAGAUGUGGAUCGGUUGAAAGUGACAUGGUGCUGAUAGUUUGGAAAUGAUUAAGAAGAAAGAUUUCGGAAUUGAAUGGAAUAAGGAAUUAAUUUAUAAAUUGAACUUGGAAGAAAUCUUGGAAGAAUAAAAGAUAUUGAAAAGAGUUUAAUAACUUGAACUUUGAGAAUAAACAGUAACGAACAAACGAUGUGCAUUUAAUUAUAAAAAGAAAAGAAUUCUGAAAAAUUAGAAGAGACACGAAGAAAAGAUAGUGUCUCUGAAAAAUCCAUUGAUUUUUACUGCUUAUAAAAAAAACUGCCACAAGAGAACCAUCCAUCAACCAAACAAUUUCUCCCUUUCGAAAGAAGAUAGUAAUAAAAAUGGAAAAAACAAGAUCAAUCGAUCAACCAGAAAAAAAAGAGAAAGGAGAAAAGACAUGAGAGGAAUCUAAGCGAUUCUUACCGAAAAAAAA